AUGUCGACUCGAGACAGACACAGACCACAGACCGCAGACCGAUGGAACGAAAUGAACCAACCGCAUCCAAGGACCCCAUCCUCCAUGUCUCGAGCGCAAUUGUCCUAUGGGCGGGGAGGAAAGGGAAUGGGCCAUCCUACUACCUACAGAACUAGUACUAUCUACCCCGGUCCCCAUACUACUCUGUACUGCCUAAGCACAGGCAAAAUAAAACAGGAGUUCAGAGGGUGCCUUGACUCUCUGCAGCUUGAAUCCGAGGCUUUUAAGGCACCUAUUUCCUACUCACAGGAGUACCCUAAGCCAUACUGCUACCCCCUUCACUUUUGGGCACGAACCUAUGCCCUCUUCUUAGUAGUCGGAUCUUACUUCCCCCGCCUCACUAUCGCCAGUUCACACCCACCUACCCUCAAGUGA
This is a messenger RNA of Aspergillus niger, 414 nucleotides long. RefSeq lists its product as hypothetical. Lineage: Eukaryota; Fungi; Ascomycota; Eurotiomycetes; Eurotiales; Aspergillaceae. The coding region runs from base 1 to 414 and encodes 137 amino acids. The transcript has 4 exons. The record is from RefSeq and is a predicted model, not a curated record.